AUGGAUCAAUCCACAUCCAACAGUGUUCAAGCUUCUCCAAGUAAUGGGUACCAUCACCAAACAGAAACUAUCACAUACAUGAGUCUGGAUUUAUACAAGGCUGCAGAAGAUGGAAAAAUCGAUCCAUUCAAGAAUUUUGCAGGGCCUCUUGAUCUCCUUGUUACCCCAAUUAAAGAUACAAUCCUUCAUCUCAACCUGGCAUCCCCAAGUGAAAGAUCCACUAGUUUUGUCAAAGAAGCACUUGACAUGUGCCCACAAAUCUUGCUGCAAAUCAAUGCAGAUGGUGAUACUUUACUGCAUAUUGCAGCAAGAUAUGGUCAUUUAGAUAUUGUCAAACUACUUAUUGAACACACAAGAGCUCAGCAUCAGGAUCUAGAGAGUGCAGGAGAAGCAGUAAGGCAAAUGCUAAGGAUGACAAAUAAAAGCAAGGAAACAGCUCUACACGAGGCAGCUCGAAAUGAUCAUCCCGAUUUGGUGGAAUUGUUGAUAGAGCAGGAUCCUGAUUUUGUACACUCUUCCAAUGAUUUUGGAGAAACUCCACUCUACUUAGCCUCUGAAAGAGGGCAUCUUGAAGUGGUAGUUAUAAUGUUGAAAGCUUGCACAUCACUGGCUUAUGGUGGCCCUAAUGGAAAAACAGCUUUACAUGCUGCAGCAAUGCAUCGACAUGGAGGAAUUGUACAUGCAAUACUAGACAAGAAAACGAGUUUGGUGAACAAGGCAGACGAAAUGUGUUGGACUCCACUUCACUAUGCUGCAUAUAUUGGUGCUAGUCGAGUGGUGAAACAGCUACUAGGAUAUGAUAAAUAUGUUGCAUAUGCUGCAGACAAGGCAAGGCGGAGGACAGCUCUUCACUUGGCAGCUUGCCAAGCUAAUAUAAAAUCAAUGAGAGAGAUAAUAUUUAAAUGCCCAGAUUGCUGUAAACUCGUUGAUAAUAGAGGCUGGAAUGUUGCUCAUUAUGCUGUGAUAAGCAAAAGUGAUGAUGCAUUAAAAAUACUCCUGGCAAAUCCCUCCUGCAUCUACCUUGUUAAUGAAAAAGAUGCACAGGGAAACACUCCUCUCCAUUUACUGGCUGCAUUACAGUCUCAUCCCCGUUCUCUUAUGCACCAUGCAAAGGGUCACCGUUUUGCAGUUUACAGACAGAAUUUUUUGUGUAUCAAGGAAUUGCUUAGCCGCUCUCCCUGUCGGAAGUCUUACCAGAAAGAGAUUCAAGAGUGGAUGAGAGAUCUUGGAGGUGGACCACUGGGGCAAAUUGUUAUAAAGAAAGAUGAUUUCAUCCUUACAUUUGAGAGAGCCAGAGACUCCCAUAUAGUAGUAGCAGCACUUGUGGCAACUGUAACUUUUGCAGCAGCAUUUACCUUACCUGGUGGUUACGGAAGCAACGACGAUGAGAAAGACCAAGGUGUGGCCAUUCUUGGUAAAAACUCUGCUUUUAAAGCUUUUCUCAUUACAGAUGCAAUAGCCAUGGUGCUCUCCACCUCUUCUCUCUUUAUCCACUUUACGCUUGCAUUACAUGGAUAUCGACAAAGAUUCAUGUGGUUAAUGGUAUACGCAUUUCGGUGUAUUGUGUUUGCCAUUGAAGCAAUGGUGGUUGCAUUUGUUACAGGCACAUAUGCUGUGCUAUCACCUUCUCAAGGACUUGCCAUUAGCACUUGUGCCAUUGGUUUGAGCUUCUUCAUCUUUGUGUUUUUUAUACUUACCAGGAUAAAUUCUACUAUCUUCAAGUUCAGUGGCAUUUGAACAAUGUAUUGCAGCUUAGUUUUAUGCUUGCCGGGAUGAAAUUUAAUACUUGUAACCGAAUAGCACAUUUUGAAAAAAAAAUGAGAACUCUUUCUUGAUUUAAAGAUAAAUUCUACUAUCUCCUGAAGAUUAGCAGUUUCAAAGGGUUGAUUCUGAUCCAUAUGUGAGGGCAUGUGGGACGAUGAAUGGAGUCGCGAUUUUAUCCCUGAUGAUCUAGAGAUUGCAGAGAGUUGAGAGGUGUAUAUGGUGUGAGAUUGGGAGAAGUUCUGAAGACUGAAAACCGAAGCAAGAUUCAGCUGAAAGUCAUGAAAUUGAAGAAAUCAGUUUCGGGGAUGCAGGGUUCGGACAGUGCAUGGAGGAGUAUGGAAGCUUGUUUUCUGGUGAGGCUUUCUUAAUGAUGACUCUAUGAAUUGCAGAGAAUCCAUAGUUACAAGAAUAUGUGGUAACAAAAUUUUUGUAAGCAUACACCGUGACUUUGCCAACUAGACCAUUAUUGACAUUACAUGAUGAGCAGUAAAAAUAUAAAAAAGUUUCACA
Molecule: messenger RNA, 2274 nt
Organism: Ricinus communis (castor bean)
Lineage: Eukaryota; Viridiplantae; Streptophyta; Magnoliopsida; Malpighiales; Euphorbiaceae
Product: ankyrin repeat-containing protein NPR4
Exons: 3
Coding region: 1-1737 (578 amino acids)
Cellular component (GO): plasma membrane
Molecular function (GO): protein phosphatase regulator activity; protein phosphatase 1 binding
Source: RefSeq, a predicted model, not a curated record